GGUCGAUAGUAAAUGCAACAUAGACAUAGACAUAGUAGAGCAACUGUUUGCAUUAUUUGCACCAUCUUGUCCUCCUGCCUUUGUUUGUAAAAGCGGUCGGCGCAAGUGCAGCAAUUUUUAGACCCCUAGUAUAAUUCGCUGUAGUGUGUGGCUCCUGGUUCUUUUCAGUGUCGUGCGUCUGGUCUGUCCAGAGGACGAUGACGCGCCGGCGCCGAAGUCAUUUGCACAAAAGAACAGAGAAUGAGGGCCCUCCGAGCAGAUAUUAGCACUACUAGCAGCGGCCACUUCUUAUCACACGAUGGUAAAACUAAAAAGUCUAGCAGCGGGCGCCAUGUUCUUGACACGCGGGUCUUCAUUUCCGGUGCGAAACCUUGGACCAGCAGUCUCCCGCGGGGUGGUAGGCUUCUUUUGUCACUCACGACCGCCGGAGCGCUUUUCUUCUCAGACGAGGAUGCGGAGAGCGGGUGUUAUUUCGGAAGCGGUCAAGAAUCAGAACCGCCUAAAACUAAAACACCUAGACGACGAGGAGCUGACAUGGUGUUCCAUUUCGCACAUGCCGCAAUUUUAACAUCCUCGGCACGCGGCUCAGAAAAAGUGCACGACUACCCGAGUGGAGGUAAUGGUGAUAAAGGCGGAGAUGAUACAGCAACCGGCAGUGCAAGAACUAGAGCUGUUUUUUCCAGAUCAACCCAGCAGGAGUCACCUCAGCAGGGUGCCGACGCAAGCGCCAAGUGCUGCUGGGAAGAAGCGCAAACAACUGCUGGGAGUGCGGCGACUGAAAAGAUGAACCCGACGCAGUUGCUAAGCGAGGAUCUUCGGGAGCACCAUCACCAAGCGGAUAAAAUUGAAAAUUCGCAUGCCCGAGCAAAUUGGUCAGAAAAAACCUACCCCAGGAGCUGUUUGAAAGAACACAAGAAUGCAGAACCAGCCGUUACUUCGUCCACCAGCAAGAACAGCACCUCCACCACGACCGCGUCCCGCACAACUCUGGCAGCUCUGAAAAAGGAAAUAACUUUCGUGCGCAUCGGAACGCAGGUCGAGAUUCUGGGCAGCAACAAUACUCUGCAGUUUCGCGAACUGCCGGACUACAGUCCUGCAGAAGACUCCGCUCCUCGGCGGGGCGUUGGGCGGCGGAACAAAAGAAGCGGUAACUCUAAGCGAUCCUCGUCUUCUGGAGCGCGUAGUGGAACAACGACUCGCUGUGAGGAAACAUCCAGUUCGUCUUCUUCUUCAUCCUCAACUACGUCAUCCUCGGAGGAGGACGAGGAGAGCAGCGACGAAACCAGCUCGGAGUCGGACGACGGUGAUUAUCAAAUGCAAAAAUGUCUGGGUCUGGAAGGUUGCCAGGUUUGUCAUGCAUAUUUUGCAUGACCCAUGAUCAUGAUGCUUGUAAAGCAUGGUCUAGCAUCACAGACUUUUGGAGGGCAUCCUGUUCCUGAUGCCUAUUCCGCAUGAGAAAUGCCCUUCCGGCGUAGCACAAAGUGAGUUCCUCUUCCUGGUCAUGCAAUACAAAUGUUCCUAGGAUCCGAAGAUAGCAUCACAAGUUGAAACCUUCCAGACGCAGGCGUUUUUGCACUUGAUAGUGAUAGCAUCUCAUCCAACUCGACGUCGAGCGAUCAUUCUGAGUCGACGACCUCAGGCGGGCGUGAUAAUGUCCUACCGAAGAACUCGACUUGUAUUUCUGCGCCCUCUGCAGCUGGUGCUGGAACAGGACCCGGAUCAACAUCCAGCUCUUGUACGUCUCCUAGAGAUGCAGCGCAGCAGAAUUUGUAUUUGCCAGGGAACAAGGAGCAUGUGCAUGCAGCUCAAGGACGAGCACAGAGAACCUCCGUCGUGCAGAGUUCUUCUACACCUCUUGCGCAGCUGCAGGGGACUUUCACCACGGCGGAGGUAAAACCAGCUGAGGCAGAAGGGCGGGAACUACAAACCAGUCCAGUGUUCGAUGACGCCGAUCGCUCGGACCCACAGCCACACAGCAGCACUCGUGAGGAUCUUCGUGCUGAUCGACGUGGGUCCCACCGAAGUUCACGUGGCUCCACCGCCCUUCGCCCGUCUUCAGCAUUGUUGGAUCAUAAGUCGCAAAAAGCAGGGAGCAGUAGCAAGACUUCCGGCAACUCGGGUCAGCGCUGCAACACACCGCAUCCUGGAGGCCGGGUAGUUGACAGGAGUGGUAGGAAGAUGAAAGACGAUGCUGCAGCUAGUAGUAGUGGAGUGCCUGCCUCUGCUGAGAGCGUCGAGUUUCUGGUGCGCGAUGCAGCUGGAAAUGCACGACACCCAUACGAAGGCUCGACACCUUUACAAAAUGAAAAUGCGUCGGCAACUUAUGCUGGAACUGAAUUCAUGCUGCAGGGAUCUUACGUGCCACAGGAACCGCUCCCGAUCCCCAUGCCCGGUGAGAAAGGUGUUGGUGCUAGUGCUGCUGGCAUGAUCUCAAAUGAGGUCGGUUGCUCUGGCCUGAUUGCUGACGUUCUCGUACGACCAUCUCCGCCCAAAGCGCCGCCCCGCGGUAGGCCACCGCGCGCUAGAAGUCGGGAAAGAAGGAGGACGUUGCCAGUCACUAGCACAACCAUGGGCGGACCUGCGGGAGAGGACGGGGUUCCUUACCAUCCUCCGGGUACCGACGAGAGGCAAAUCGGCUCUACUACAGGAGAAGCUCCUAAUAUGACUUCUCAACCAUUUCCGAUGCCCGACGAGCUAGAGCCGCCCCCUACCAGACCUUCAUCAAAGACGCUGGUGGGCGAGGAGCGCUCGACCCUCAUUCGCCAGGGCAGUCACAAAAAUGACAAAAGCGGCAUAACAACGCAGCCGCCUUUGGUACUACCACAAAUGGCCGGGAACAAAUCGAAAAAUAAAGCUGUGAAGAAAGGCACGAAACAAGAUGAGCACCGCGCAACGACAGAGGCGCGCCAAAAACAACCGAAAUCAGGUGGGGCAGCCUCUUCAAAGCGUCGAGAGGGCCCGUUGCUAGCACCGGGAAGAAGUCGUCGCGAUCACACUGCUCGCAAUGAUGACGAUGAUGACGAGCUCCUGGAAAACUUACCCAGGUUUCCGUGGUUAAAUAGCCUUUGUAGCACUACGCAAGAGGGCGUUCUUGCAGUGUCCCGUGGCGCUAUGGGCAAUCUCGAGCGGUUUGCGACCGCCGGCUUGGGUCGUCGCGUCCAUGCAAGCGGUGCGUCUGUUCCGAGUUGGCUUUCAUUUAGGCGCGGAUUAGCUAGUGAGGACGCAAGUUCGACUACUUCUCUAGAAGGGCAAAGUCAUCUACAACUUCGAGAACGGAGUUGUAGUUCCAAAGACCACGGCCUUCACUUGGACGGCCACGGAGCUCCUGCCGCCCCCGAUGCUGGCGAGGACAUGGAUGUGGAUGAUGAUGAGCCCGUCGUGAAUAACAAGUUCACGAAGGCUGCGAUUGAACGAAAUUUCCAGCAGCGCCGAGGUGGAAAGAGCCAUAGCAAGCCGGGCGGCCAGAAAAGCAAGAAGGCCCUGAAACGCGAAAGGCACAGAAGAGACAGCGAAGACAGCACGACACAGGAACAACUACUUCAUCACGCUGGAGGAGCUGCUGAUGGGGGCCCAAGAGCGACCUCUCUUCGAGGUGGCGGAAAAAUGUUGAAAGGCGCAAACAAGCGACCACCAAAGAUGAAAACUACCUCUUUUCGCCGGAAGUUCAGCUACGUGGCCAUAAGCCUUGCGUGUUCCACGGUCGCCGUGGCUCGCUUGAUUCACUUCUUUUACGACCUGGGCAAAGCCACCGCGUUCGAAAGUCUGUACGACCUGGGUCAAGCUGUCGCGGACGGAUCCAUCUGGAGUCGGAAGUCGCUCUUCGAAACAACUGCGAGGACCGGGGCUGGUGGAUCUUCAGACUCGGACAACUGGCGAAAUCUCAAAAACGAGCUCUUUCCAACCUUCGAUUGGACCGCGGCAUUGAGCAAAGAGGAGAAAGCCGCUCUAUCUGACGUGCUGGUCGUCUUCGCGAGCGCGUACCAGCCCAAAGUCAGAGACACUGCUACGGCCGGCGCUGCUCGUCGUGGGGGGUCUAGUAACCUCUACGCGCCGGAUGAUCAUGACAAAACCGGAGAGGACCCGGAGGCGUGGAAGCUGAUCAGUCAUGCCUACGAGCGGGCACAGGGCCUGCGGGAGAAGAAGGUCGCACUGAUCACGAACCGCAAGGAGUGGCCCGACGCGAAGGCGGCCCUGGCGGGGGCUGGGUACGCCCGGCUUGUCGCGCGAAACCUGGUGGACGGAAUGGUGGUCGCUGACAUGUCGGCGCACGCCGCGUACCUAGGUCCGAAGACGAUGGAACUCAGGCAGAAGGACACGUUUAUAGUACACGACGAGCCCGAAGGUAGAAGUGCUGGUGGUCAGAUGCAAACUAUCUCCAAACAAGCUGCAAAAAUGUUGCUCGAGAACAGCAAGAUGAUGAGAAGCGCUUCGGUAGAUGAGAAAGAACAGGUUUGCAUGAGCUCUAUCGCACCGGCGCUAUCUUCGGGCACCCCGCCGAACGAACAAGCAGGAGCGAUUACCGCAGCAUCUUCAUGUAGUUCAUCAGCAUCAUCGUCUAGCUCCGCAAGCAGCGGCCAUCGAAGUGCCGAUACCGUUUCCCGCGAAGAUGUUUCAAAAUCUGCCGGUGCGACGUCAGCAGCCCUGGAAGUAGGGCCAGAGGACAAGAAAGAAAUUCUGCAGGUUGCGAUGGACAUCGCGAACCUUUUCGAAGGGGUUGUGGACAAAAUGCAGCGCUUGUCGCUGAAUAGUGGAGUAGCACGUGGUGGACCAAGUAGCAAAAGCGAGGAACAACAGGGACGACCCGGGGUGUUGAAAAGCGAAUCUCAAUCUUCAAAGAACCAAGGCGACGAGAAGAACAAGCCCGUUCUGGACGUUUACGUGGACGAAAACGGAAACGAAAUCACUCCCAACGCGAUACUUGCCAAGUCGAAAAUUACUGACACUACUACAGACGAAAUAAAUCUCAUCCGUCCCUUCACGAGGACUUCUCAGCCGAGCGACGAGAAACAAGAAGCUCAAGAACAGCAUAGUCAACAAAGUAGAAGCCGCAAGGACACGGACUACGGCUGGAUUCUGCAUCCGCAGACCUACAACGCAGAAACUGGCCAGGCGAAGUGGCAUUUCAUUGACGUGGCCGCGGAUGUGUCCUGGCACCCGCACCACGGAGACCAGCUGAAGAACUGGCGGGAACAGGGACCGGACAUCGGGAAUGUGAUGCCUGGCGCGUCGCACGGGUUGCUGGCGAACAGAAAGCAUGGGCUUAUUGGUCCGGAGGAGUUCCAUGUGGUGGUUUUUGACCGCAUCCGGGAAGUUUUUCUCGCGGUGAAAGAGGCAAACCAACUGCAGAUCUCCAACCAGAUCGCGGACUCCCUCGUCGCCAUGGUGGACUUCGAGUUUCUGGGCAUCCAGGCGAGAGACGGGAAGGCAAGUACAAGUGGUGCGGGUCCACCUCGUGGGGAGCCUCUGCAGCAGCGACCGUCGUUGCAAGAGGUACUAGCUCUUGUGUAAAGAAGUAGAUGCAGUACAGCUGGUUUUACGCAAGUUUAUGUCUGAUGUUCCAUGUUACUUUCUGUUUCAUCUACAUCUUCUGCACGCUGGCUGCAAACUCUUUUAUAAGAAGAUCUUCAGCUCCCCCUUUCUCAGGACGAGGACGAGGUCGUGCACAUAGUAGCUUAACAACAUCUACAUCAUCUUCCCAAUCGAUAAAAACAGCUUGCUACAGAGACCGAGCGCAUUCUGGCAGCCACCCCCGCCGACCGCUCGGACCCGGUCCACCGGAAGCGCGAGUCGCAAAUCGACCUCCUGACCGAAACGUACCUGCGAAAGCUCCGUCAGCACUGCCCUAUGAACUGCAAAAGUAUUGUACUCGUAGUAAUUGCAGUCAUGCAAGACAAAUUUCAUUUCCAAGCUAAAUCACCAUGACAUAUUCCGUUUGUCAUGCUGAGCUAGUUUGUGUUGCAAUACUACGAGUACGAUACUUUUGCAAUGCAUAUGCCCACGAAAGCUACAACUCUCUCAUUUCCAGCGAGCGGCCCGGGCCCCGAGCGUGGACGAUUUGUUGCGAAUCAUCACGGAAUCGUGCUACGAAGCGAAAAGCGUUUACAGCAAGAAUGUGGAGAAGAAAAGGCAGAAAAAGCAAAAAGAAAAGGAAAAAAACCUGCCUUUAAUCGACUACCGGGCGAGUGAAGACAGUGAAUUUCUCGAGAUCGAGCAGGACGAAGCGAACAAGUACGGGUUGUUAACCGACUUUGACAAGUACAACAGCCGCAAGGAAUCCGACCAGAGACACGCAGAUCUACUCAAGGCGCGCUUCUUUUGCCCCUUGAACUGGGACCACACGCGGUGGCUGUUGCAGUGGUCGAACAAGUUUUACAAAACGUGGAAGACAGAUAGUCCGGAAAAGUAUCAGCGCGUGCGGGAGAAAUUUUUGAACUACGUGCAAGAAAAAGAGGCGGAAUUGGCGCGGAAAGAGUCUCGCAGCAUCGCGAUGCAGCACGAGAAGCCCUCCUGGUUUUCCAAAUACGGCCACAUCGCGCAAGUGGAUCCGUUUUCGCUUUUCACCACGCCAAGCCACGCUACGGGACGCCCUUAUGCCAUUCCGAAGAUCAGCAGCAACCCGCCGCCGGGCUGGGUGCCGCCGCCGGGGAGUGCAAGUGGGGAUAGUAGCAAGUCGAAAGCUAGUUCUGUGGACGAUGGCCAGCAUAAAGCACCAGAAGACGUCAAGCAGGAAGUAGAGAAACAAGACGACAAGACCAAGGCACGACCAGGAGCUACAACGACCUCUCCUACUCCCCCCUCCUGCGCCACUACCGUUACCAAUGUGUUUCUGAAGGGUCUCCCGUCUUUUAUCCCGGAGUUUGCGCCGAAAAUCCGAGACGGAAAGAUUCUCGACUACGAGUACGACUUGCAAGUGUGGCUGAAGGCGUUUGAGGCACCUAUGGUCGAGCUGCGGGAGCGGAUUUUGGACUUGCUGUUCUUGCCAGUAGAGAGAGAUAAUCAACAACAUCAUGUGAAAAAUUCUGGAGUUGACCCAUUCGGCGGCGACAAUAUCAAUGCGAGAAGAAGCACAACCGCACAGCAGAAAGACCCGGAAGAACAUCAAACAGAGCGGAUUCGAGACAUGUGGCGGCAAAUGCUUUCUGUCAAUGCGUAUCAAAAGCUGGUUUUUUGGCACAAGGCGAUUUCGCAGCUCUGGUUCCGAAACAGCAAGUGCUUUUCGGUUGCUGGGUUUCGCAGGGUGUUUCUGACGGUGGCGCACUCCGCGAUGCCCGAAGUAGUGCAGGUGCACUACGUGAAAGGUGGACAACAAGGAUCUACUUCCCGCACGGCAACGAAGCGCAGCGCAACACCGGAGCCCGCCCCUACAGGCGGCCAGCGAGAUGAGGAGGAAAGCAGCGGCGAUUCCACCUCCAUCUUCGGAUCCUGGAGACGCAGAAGAGAAACUGCUGCUCGAGCAGAAAACGAAAAUCGAAAGAACAACCACCAAGGUGGAAAAAGUACAAUUUCUAAGCCAUCCUUCGAUAAAGUCCACUCCUGUCUUGCCGAGCACGCGUACAAGGACGGGUCCGUGCCCCGCGACCGUUUCAUUCGGCUUCCCGUGCAGCAAAUCAUGCACCAGAAGAUCCAAAACCCCACGGACUUUGUGAUGCUGCACAGCGAUCGGAAAGACUACAUUCUGUUACCCUCCCGGAACCGAAAAGUCAGCAUCACAAACGAUAUCAAGACGCCGAACAUGGACGACACGAACUUUCUGAGGAUCUACCUCCCGGAGUACCUAGUCGACGGCCCGCUGCAAAAGCCUGACUUACUCGCGGUCUUGGGACUCUGUGACGGCAGGCAGGGGGUGCUGGGAAAUUUAAACGCACACAGGUUGGAGGUGAAGGCGUAUUCAUCGAGUGGGUCGUUCGCGUCAUCGACUUCUGGGGCUGAGCUGUUGAAAAAGUUGAAAAACGUGGCGAAGAGCGAGAUGACCUGUGUGGGGAAACUGCCGACGGAAUUGGGUGGAGGUUCUUGCAGCAGUGGCGGAGGAGCGAAAGGCAAAGCGAAUCCAAAAAAUAUUCAUAUUGAUGAUGAUCUAUGCAGCUCAGCUCCCCACGAGAAAAACAAGGUGGAAAUGUACGCCCGACCCUGGCGGAGCUACGACGCUUCGCAGAUAAAAAACCACGGGAUCUCCGCUUCCGGGGACGAAAUUCACGAAGACCAUGGUACUGUGGAGAGCUCCAGCGUCGUUGCCGUGACGAACACGAGAACUGACUCGGAGUGGGUGUCUAUCCAAGGCAAAAGUAUUCACAUACCCGUACUAGCUGUAGUCGCAAUACUGCAUGAUAAAUCUACGUUUCUUGGCUGAAACAGCAUCACAAAUUCCAUCUUUCUAUCUGAGAUGAAGAUUUGUGAUGCAAUUACGACUAGCACGAUAGCAGGACGAGACUUUUGCAAUGCAUAGUGUUACUUUACGAGCAGUUCCCUGACGUCUGCGACCGGGACGAAACGAUAUGGUUUUCAAAAAUGUCUGGGUCUGGAAGAAUGCAAGAUUUGUCAUGCAUACUGCUCAUGACCCAUGAUGCCUGUAAUGCAUGACCUAGCAUCGCAGACUAGACUUUUAGAGGGCUUCCUGAUGCACCUUCCGCAUGAGAAAUGCCCUGUCCGUGCAGCACAAAUUGUGCCCCUCUUGCUGGUCAUGCAAUGCAAAUUUUUUUAGAGUCCAAAAACAGCAUGGCAAGUUGCAAUCUUCCAGACCCAGACACUUUUGCAUUUGAUAAACGACUAUCGGCGACGAUCCGCUGGCCGGCACGAGUCAUUUGCUCGUGGGCGAGGCCCACGCGGACAGAGUGCGGUGGGUCGUGGAGCAUUUGCGAGCACAGGAUGUAGUUGAUGGUGACUCUGACAUCAAGCAGGGGUCCGCUCAACAUACGUCGGCGUCAACAAAGCAGGGAAAUUCAGCAGAAACAAAAGCAGAAGAUACGGAAAGUAAAACAGGGGAUCACUCCGAUUUCGUUCCGCCCGCAGACUUCGUUUUCGACCACGCGACGUAUCUGAAGCGGCACGUGUGGCAGAAGACCCGCACCGAAGUUACUCCACAGCCGGAGUUUGCAAUGUUUCAGAAACCCGUAGCACCGGCAGGCAGGACUUCUACCAGGGAUCAUCAUGAAGAUCAUGCAGGGGGCAGUGGUCGUGAGAAAACAUCAACCGGUCGUCCUCGAGAUGACCAACACGAUGAACAAAAACCGCCCUUCGCCCAGCCGCUCCCAACUAGCUCGGACUACGCGAAUUCCCUCAUCGUUCCCGAACUCAGCCCCUACGGAUUUCGGUGGCUUUUACUCGAAGCGAGCGUGGCAAAAGUCGGCGCAACGUCUACCUACGAGCAGAUGCUGCAAGACGUCGAAGAUCCUGGAAACAAAACGAGCGUAGAAGAGAAAACCCAUGAUCUCCCGACAGGCAGCACAGCAACCGACAGUGAGAUGUUUCUACGCCAACUGCCUGAAGGCCAGAAAGUACAGGCGGAGUGGGAGCUGGAGCAGGUGAAAAAUUUGGAGAACAACGACCAGAUUUUCCAGCUGCAAUCUGAAACCCUCCGCUGGGUGUUUCUGUUCUCUCUGGAAUUAGCAGCCGUUCUCGACUCCGAUUCGCCUUCCGGAGGGAAUAGUGGGUGGAACUCGAAGAGUAGCUCCGACGCGAAUUUUCUUGUGUUUGACGAUGUCUUCAAGUUCGUAUGCAAGAAAAAAACUGUGUUAGUGUAAGUCUUUUGGGAAAACAGCAUCACAAGUUUGUCUGCUAUGACAGGCCAAACUUGUUAUGCGCAGACACGAAGGGAAAAUACAUAGGAAGCGAGCCGAUCAUGCAUGUCGAGCAUCACAAGUGUAACUGUAACUGUUUUGCAUUUUCUGCAUCACAGAUUUACGCUUACACAGUUUUUUUUUUUGCAUAGUUCGCGAUGGCGCACUACUACGGGUCCAUGGACGAAAUGAUCCGGCGUCACGCGGAAAUGGUGAAAGCGGACCCGCAGAUGAAGGAAUCCGGUUUAUUAGACUACAAGUUCAUCGCCGACCCCUGGAGCAACGCGAUGAGGAUGAAUUUACAGAUGGGAAUUAUAAGCGACGGCGCAACUGGUGCGGGCAGUAUGCCGGCAAAUGGGAAGUGGAGAAACAUGUUUCACACGCUGCUAUAUCAACUGCAAAAAUGUCUGGGUCUGGGAGAUUGCAACUUGUCAUGCUGUUUUUGGACUCUAAAAAAACUUGUAUUGCAUGACCAGCAAGAGGGGUGUAAUUUGUGCUACACGGACAGGGUAUUUCUCAUGCGGAAGGAGGUGCAUCAGGAAGCCCUCUAAAAGUCUGCGAUGCUAGGUCAUGCAUUACAGGCAUCAUGGGACAUGAGAAAUAUGCAUGACAAGUCUUGCACUCUUCCCGACCCAGACACUUUUCCAUUUGAUAUGCUAUGCGCGCAAGCGGCUUUGCACGCAACCAUCGCGGUGCAGAACCACGCGAGGCCGAACCUGUUUCUCAUGGACUUCUACGGAUUGUUAACCGGCAGCGCGUCGAAAAUGGAUGUGGAUGUUGAAGAUGGGGGAGAAGCGGGUGCUUUUGGGCGGGAUCAAAACAGUGGACCACGAACUGACAGUGCUAGUGCCAAGACGAAAAAAACAACAAGCAACGCGGAACAAAAGGAGAAAGAGCAAGACAGUAGAACUUCUUCCACGCAGGAGGACCAGGACGUCUUCUAUGCCAAGGAAACAACUUCUGCGGGUGGCGUGUUCUAUGCGAAGCAAAGUUCUAUUUCCCCAGGUGGGAACAAUGCUGACCACACCGUCGCUGAUCCACCACCACACGUGCCCCUCGCACCACCCAAUAUUGAGAUGUACAGGAGCGAAAAGGAUGUGCUGAUCCAGCGGCAAAUGCAGGAAAUGUUCCAAACCGGCACCUCCACGAACACAAAUAGCCGGGGGUCGUGCAGCAAGUGCAGAGGGAUAAAGGGUACUAGACAAGGCAGUGACCACGCUCAUGGUCGCGGCCCUGGUGGUGUUCUCCCCUCAGCGUCCUCGUGGUCUGCUGCUUCCGCGGGAGGAGAAUCGUCGAUAAUGAUCUCUUCCGCCGAGGGUUUAGCCCGUUUGAAACAGGAAGCUGCACUCUCGCAGUACGACAACGCUGGAGCAGAUGCAGAAAGAAGACAAAUAUUAAACCAGCAGGAACAGCAGCAGCAGCCCGCCCAACAGGCUACUUUUCACUAUGACGAAAGAAGCCCCCUCCCCCAGCUCGGCGGCGCGCAGCUGAUUUGGUCUGCGAUGGUGCGGCAGGUGGACACCGUGUAUGCUGUGCAAAAGUAUCGUACUCGUAGUAAUCGCAGUCUUGCAUUUACAAAUCUCUUUCGCAAGGUGAAUCAGCAUGAGAAAUUCCAUUUCUCAUGCUCAGGACAUUUCUCAUGCGAUUUCUACUAGUACUACGAUACUUUUGCAAUGCAUACCGUGGACACCAACACGAUCUUGAACAUUUUUGAGCAUAUGGCGUUCUCAAACGUUACAUUCUCAACUGUUACAUGAAUUUGUGAUGCAAAAAUGGCAAAAGUGAAAGGAAGGACCUUGCGCGUCUUGCAUGACAGAUUUGGCGCAGAUUCUCAGCCUGUUUGGCCGUCUGAGAAUUUGUCAUGCGAAGCAGCUUGAUGGCGUUGAUAGUCAAGGUAAUUCCGCAUGACAAAUGCAUGAUGGGCUUUAGUCGCGCAGUCUGUUAAGCAUGACAAAUCAUGUAACAGUUGAGAAUGUAACAGUUGAGAGCGCCAUAGAGCAGGAAUACCAAGUCGAGCCGGUCUAUGGGGGUGUCAGGAUUGAAAUCGACAAAGUUGAAAUAACUUGUAACGCAUAAAAUGGAUGAAAUAAGUUAAGUUGUACCCAGUUUCCAAGUGGCGCAUGACAAAUUUGGCUAGAACCGAAAUCCAAUUUGUCAUGCUGUUUGGGGACAAGAGGUGUCUUUUGUCGUGCUACUUUAGCAGCUCUAUUGCAGACCCCGAGCCGGCUGACAGUCUGCCUCACUUGCCAUCCCUGCAAGAGAGGCACUUCAUGCCUUGCAAUUUAUGCAUGAGAAAUUAUUUCAACUCUCACUUUGUCGAUUUCAAUCCUGACACGUCUAUACGGUCGGUUCCGCGUGGGAGAUCCGCGCCAGUCUGGCAUCGUGGCGAACGGUUUCGGGUUUGGACAAAGUGCCGACCGUGCGAAGUUCCAGUGCGCAAGACAUGCAGACGACGGUGGACUUCUGGUGGGAUAUGGAACUGUCAGGAUUGAAAUCGUCAGAGUUGAAAUAGUUUGUCAUGCAUAAAAUGCAACGCGAAAAUGCCUGUCUUGCAGAGUAGGCAAGGGAGGCAGAUUGUAAGCCUGUUUCGGGGUAGAAAUAGAGCUCCUAAAGUAGCAUGACAAAAGGCGUCUUCCUUACCCAAACAGCAUUACAAACUGGAUUUCGGCUCUACUGAAAUUUGUCAUGCGCCGCUAAGAAAUUGGGCUUCCAACUGGUAUCGAUUUUAUGCAUUGCAAGUUUUUCAACUUUGUCGAUUUCAACUCUGACACAUCCAUAUGGGACUUUCAGCAGGUAAUGCGCGUGAUCAUGUUCGAUUACAUUGUGCAGACGGAAGGAAUAACGGGAAAGAAGAACACUGCUGGUGGUGCCCCCGGACCUGCUGCAAAUAAAAAAUCCACUUCAAAUUAUAGACACGAAGUCCCGACUUCCCUCACCGCCAACGCUGCCGCAAGGCACACCGCAACGAGCAACAUAAACCGGGUGAAGCAGCGUCUCGACGGCCGCGGGGAUGAUGAAACCGCGAAAGCGCGACUCCGAAGGCCCGUCGCACACUGGCCCGGCGGGAAGGACUGGCCCUACUCCCGACAGGCCCAGGACAGUCGCUCCCACAUGUCGCGGCCGACUUUCUUCACGGCAACGGCGAAAACGGGAACGGAGCCGGUCCCCGGCCCGGACAUCUCCGACUUUUACAGCAAGGGCCGGCUGGUGUUGCAAAUCGCGCCAUACGAAUUCGGGUUCUUGUUGCAGACCGGCACGCGGAUUGUGCACUACGCGAACUUUUUCUACGACGUCAUGCGGGAUUGUGGGUUGCAAACCUUCCCCGCCGGGCCCUUCAACAUCAAACCGGGUCGGGCGAGAAAGAGUGCAACUAAGGCGGCGACGAACAAGGGGGUUCAGCAGCACGACGAAGCACACGACGAGGAGAAAACGUCCAAUGGCGAAGAUCAUAGCGAUUCUGAUUCAAACAGCCAACAGCAGGCAAACGCAAAGACUAAGACAUCAAGCAAAACUGUUAAAAAUAACCGAAGAACAACUACAUCCGCCGAGGGCUGGGAGUUGGAAAACCUCGCCGUAGCGAGCGAGAAUCCUCCGAAAACGGCUAGAGGUGCAGACAUGGACUUCUGGUACCGGAGCACGCGAAAGGCGAACUUUCUGUUCCAGAAUAUGAUCCUCCUAUGAGAGUGCACAACUCCCCCUCCCCCUCAUUUGUGUUGCAUGAACAGCAACGCAAGCGCUGGCAAAGAUGCUGCUUUUGCAUAACAAAUUGUUCCUGGGUGAUUGUAGUGCUGUUUUGGCUUUCGGAAUCUGUCAUGCAAAGAGUGCUAACAGGCAGAAGGUAGAUUUGGGAUUUUGCAUGACAAAUGAGGGGGAGGCGGAGUUGUGCACUGUCAUACCUCCCCAUCAUCCCGCACUUCUCCGUGGACAUCCGCAGGAUCUUCAAAGACUACUUGGUCGAUGCUAUCCUGAGGAAAAACGUUCCCACCCCAUAGAAGUCAAGAUGGGAAAUCUGCUAGACAAAUCUCCAAGUUUUGGGAGUUGCGCAUGACAAGUCCUCUGCCUCUGCGUUGUAGUGCUGGAGGUUAGCAAGGGAAGCUGCAUGCGAAAGCCAUUUCCUCAUCCUGUUUACAGCAUUACAAAUUCCAAAACACGACUGGAAAUGCCUCUCGUCAUGGAGCUGCGCAUUACAAACGUUCCUGUCAUUGCGCAUCUGCAUGACAACGCUGGGGAGGUGGGGACGUUUUUAGACAGGAUAGAUGCCCGGUGUGCUGACACCGUGGUUCGGACAAAGAAUCUGAACAAGAUUCACGACGCAGCGAGGAGGAUGGCAGCUGCGGGGUGGACAACGAAAGAACGUCGCACCGGUACUGGACGAAAAACCUCUUCGUCCAAGGAUCUUCUACUUCCUGAGUUCCGACUGAAGGACAGUUGCUUGCCGCGUCACAUCAACCAGGCGCUGGUGAACUUGCUAUCGACCAUCACUUUUCCGGUUUCUCCCGUCGCAUUAUGGGAGCUCCUCCACGUUGCCAUCGACCUGGUGCAUGACAUGGAGCACUAUUGGCUGCCGCCCUUUCAUAUCAAAUGUAAAAAUGUCUGGGUCUGGAAGAAUGCAACUUGUGAUGCAAUUUUUGGAAUCCAAAAAAAUCUGUAUUGCAUGAGCAACAAGAGGCGUCCAGGUUUUGCUCCGCGGAGAGUGGAUUUCUCAUGCGGGAUAGGCAUCAAGAUGCCCGCAAAAAAUUUGUGAUGCUGGUGCAUACAUCACAGACAUCACGGGUCAUGCAAAAUGUGCAUGACUAAACUUGCAAUCUUCCAGACCCAGACAUUUUUACAUUUGAUAUUUCAGAUCAUGGAGAUUUUGCAAUCUACAACUUCUUCUGACGCGGAGGGUAAUAAAGACGAGCAGGGACGAAAUAGCGGAAAUGCAGCGCAGGGGAGUAAUGAUGCUGGAAGCAGUUCUAGAAGUCCUCGUGGUGAACAAAAGAAAUCGACAGCGACUGGGCGCUCGGAUGCGUACGAGACGGUAAGUGAUAAUUGUGUGCGUGAUAGUGUUUUUGCUUUAGCCUUUGAUAUAGGGCGAGAGACGUGCAAUUUCCUUUUCAAUAAAGUGUAGCAGUGCAAAUGCAAAACUCGACGAUUACAAAAGAAAACCAAACAUACAACCAGCUCUGGACUCUGGAGGAGAUGUAUUGGAUUCGUUUUCGCACGGCUUUGAUCCGUGUCGCCAUGCACGCAAGGGCGGGAGACGAGGUGCGCGGGAUUGGUAGACUGUGCUGGAACAUGGUUGCGGGGAAAAAUGGCGAGACCGUCGCGAAGCCCGAGAUUGAGCUGCUGUCGACGGCGGAGGAGGUGGAGAGAGCGAUGCAAGGAAGUACUAGAAUUGGUUCUGAUACGACGAAAAAAGCGGGCGCCCCCGAAGGACAAGUUCGAGAACAACCUAAAUAUUCCGACGUCGACGAGGAGGAAGACGACGAAUUUCGCACGAUCACGCUGAAGAACGCGGAGAUCAACAGCAAAUCGUGCGCGAAGCCGGGGAAUUUACUCGGUACGAUCGUCGGCGUGAUGGAGAAGAACAAGGAAGAUGCCAUUACCGGCGCUCUGCUGGAUGAGAAGGAGCUGUUCUUCGACGUUGCUUGGCAUGAUGUGAAGUUCAACGAAAGUCCUUCCAUGUCUGUGAAAGCGGAAAGUUUAGUCCUAAACCCCUUUUCCAGUCACGGAGCAGGCCCGCGGGAGCGGCCGGGGUUGGGAUCUGUGAAGGACGCUCUGAAGCUGAUGAAAAAAGAGAAGUACGACAUGGAGGCGCACCCGAAUUCGGAAAUCAGCGACAAAGUGCGGCUCUUUGCCGACGCGGAGCGAGCUUCGGAUCGAGUGGGGAUGUUUGACGACCCCGUAAUUUUGGUGGCAAAAAGCGGGAUGCCCUGGCAGCCGGAGUUUUUUUGAAUCGUUGAAAAAUAUUAACGGCGCACAAUGUUACUAACGCAGCUACUGACAAUUUUUCGUUUUCGAGUUGCUGUGCCGUGAAUCUGAGCUCGAUUUUGGUUUUAUGAAUGUAUCAUGCCAAUAGAACGAAGUACAAACAACGGGCUUAUAUAUCGUGGUCCCGUAUUGAUUGACUCUAUUCGUACCUUUUGGUCAUUUCGAGAAUACAGAUCAGUUUUAGUUUUCUGACGACAGAAAAGUUAUGAUGUACUCUGACCGAAGCAAGAACAUAUGUGCAACUUGUACUUGUUGACUUGUUGAUCAUAUUUGCGCUGAGCUCUCACUUACUUCCACUUGAGAACACAGCAAAACGCAUUUUUCUGAAAUAUUUCUGAGCAUCAGCGACAGACAAUUUUGACUUUUGGUUUUGUGUACACAUGAUAUCCUCAUGUUUCCUUCCUGAACUUCUACUCGCGCCAAUACUAAGUAAAUCAUCAUGUGGGUGCGUCGCUUGUCUGCAGCAUCAUACGAACGCGAAAAGGAUUUUUUGUUGAUGUUGUCGAAAUGCACCCGAAGUCAGCUGUUGAAG
Messenger RNA from Amoebophrya sp. A120, 16278 nucleotides. Lineage: Eukaryota; Dinophyceae; Syndiniales; Amoebophryaceae. The record is from the annotation of a GenBank genome assembly.